GCUAGGAUUCUGUAGAGGACAGAGCACAUGUCUGUGAGUACACAGCCUGUUUAUCGCCCACUAAUUUCACCCACCGUGGAUUUUGUGAAAUUUUCAUUAAGAUUACGGUCUACCCAUCGUGGGAUGCCAAGUCUUGAGCGGCGUAUUUCCGGAGAAUUUAGUAAAAUGGAAGCAGACGAUCAGAGAAUAGAAUCGAGUGAAUGUAGCCCCGACGAGACCGAGCGAUCAAGAACCAGAAGAGGAGGGGCCACGAACAAUAAUAAUCACCGCACGGAGACGAAUGGAAAUUUUGUUCCUGGGAAAAAGAAGCAUCGCCGUGGAAAAAACAAAACCAAACGAAGAUGGAAGCCGUAUACCGAAAUGACUUGGAAAGAAAAGAAAAAUUUGGAAGACAGAGAAGCUAAACGCGCCGAAGAAAAACGUAAACAUCGGUUGACACCGUAUAACACAACUCAGUUUUUGAUGGAAGACCACAAAGUCAACACCCCGGAUUUCAAUAUGGACGGGACUUACUCGCGUCAAACAAGUAUGGACUCUUCGGACGAGCUUUGCACGAGCGACGGGGAAGUACAGUUCUUCGAAAAAGAUUUUAGUGAAACGUAUGAACGCUUGCACGAGGAAGCGCUCCAUUCUAUGAUCAAGACUGAUUUAGUGAAGGAAUUUAUCCGCGUUGAAAACUAUGUGACGGAACUAGAGGAAUCGCUCAAACUGGAGAAACAGAAGCGACAACGUGAUAAAGAAAGUCGUUUAACGGAGAAGAGGAGCUCGGAAAGAAAAGAUAGGACGAUUGAGGAGUUGAAUCAAAAGAUUGUGUUAUUGACUGCGGAGUUGAAUAAGGCAAAAAUGGGACGAGAGCGUAAACACAGUACGUGAAAAACAUGGACAUCGCUGGCAGUCGCGAAAAUGCCAUUCACAAUAUUUACUGUGUCGGUAACGUGUGAACUUUAGUUAUCAGAGAAUUGAAGGGCCCUGGAAUAUGCUAAUGUUUUCGCGUGUGUAUUCUUCAAAGAAAUUAAAGGCCACUGAGAUUGUAAUGACAGUCUAACGGUUUGUUUGUAAAUGAAAUCGUUCUGUGACUGACGUUUAGUCGGACUAUGGAGCUCCAUAGUUCGAUUCGAUAUCAAUGAAUAGGCUUGUUUAUUUUAAUUCCUAAAUGGGCAGUGUCCAGGUACUGAGAUAAGAAGUCUAAAAUUAUACUGGUUUUUAUUUACAUUUCACCAUAAAGUCUGUUAACUCUGAUUUUUAAGAUAACAAAAUAAAGACAUAAAUUUCAGAACUGAUGCACAAAUAUGCAUAUUUUGUAUGAACUUUCAUAUAAAAAAAAGAAAUUUCUAGCGUGUGAAACUAAAAAUAUAAUUCUGCGACUCAUCUGGAAAAUGUUAUUUGGGCCAGUAUGAUUUUGUACUUCUUCCCUCAAAAAAAGCCCUUAAUGCCAGAUAUAUGUUGCAUAGAAUUUUAUUGGCUGUUGGAAGACUUUUAUACGAAUUCACUGAAAAACUGGAGUUUUAAUUUGACUGUAUCUGUAGAAUUUGAAUGAAAUUUGUUAAAAGGUGAACUAGGAAUUCAGGAAGAUGUUUAGUUUAGCAAAAUGUUACCAGCUAAUGCUAUUUAAAAUAUCUGAAAAAAUAUCUGAAGACAGAAACAAAAAUGUUUGCUGCAUUGAGAAUGUUAAUUAUUGUACCUUUUGUUAUCACCACUGAUGGUGUGUAACUUUUCCCAAAAAAUAGAAUGAUGCAGAAGGCAAUAAGGCUAUUUUCAUCGCCAUUUAAAGACUGAACUUGUGAAAUCCUCAUUAGGUCUGCUUAUGUUAUUUUUGCAGUUUUUUUUCUGCUGUGAUACAGUAUUUUAAAAGCGUACAUUUUCAUCCAAUUUGCGGUUAACAUUUUUUUUUUUCAAAUUUCACAAAUUUCUAAAUAUUUGCUGCCAACAAACCUUGAAAUAAAAACAAGAUGACUAUAAAAUACCAGUGAUAGUAUAGAAAGCAAACAGCCAAUGAAAUGUCCUUGCUAGUUUUUCAAGUCGUGUUAAAACGUAGAUUUUUCUAAGGUCUGUGGUUAAAGUUAUAUUGAUUGGUCAAGUUCUGCAAUGGUCAUUGUCUGCAGUGUAAAUGUACACCAUGUUGAUUUCAGAAAAUAAAAUAUUCUGGCCAAAAGAAGAUUAUAAAGUACAA
Saccoglossus kowalevskii is the source of this 2170-nucleotide messenger RNA. RefSeq lists its product as uncharacterized. Gene Ontology annotation, molecular function: 7SK snRNA binding; cyclin-dependent protein serine/threonine kinase inhibitor activity. The record is from RefSeq and is a predicted model, not a curated record. Lineage: Eukaryota; Metazoa; Hemichordata; Enteropneusta; Harrimaniidae. Gene Ontology annotation, cellular component: cytoplasm; nucleus; nucleoplasm. Gene Ontology annotation, biological process: negative regulation of cyclin-dependent protein serine/threonine kinase activity; negative regulation of transcription by RNA polymerase II.